Messenger RNA from Coccidioides immitis RS, 1517 nucleotides. RefSeq lists its product as uncharacterized. The record is from RefSeq and is a predicted model, not a curated record. NCBI's taxonomy places the organism in Eukaryota, Fungi, Ascomycota, Eurotiomycetes, Onygenales, Onygenaceae. The transcript has a single exon. Bases 1168 to 1488 code for a protein of 106 amino acids.
UUUGCACAAAGCAUGAGAUAAUAUCUGCCACGCGACCGUGGACUCGCGCUUUGAUUGAUCACUGUUCCCUUGUGUGUUCAUACCAUGUUCAUCUUAACCUCCAUGUCCGUCAAUAUCCUUCCGACAACAGCCUAGAGGAAAGAAAGGAUAGUUACACUGGAGACUGGGGGACGGCCGCGGAAUAACAGGGUGGGUUUUCCUCUUAAAUCCUCCGCCCACUCAAAUUAACUAUCAUGGACGGGAGGGGCUUUGACGCCAGAUUGCCCAUCGGCGCGACAAGCAUUGCUACCAGGAGCUUGUCGCUUCUCGACCACAUCAAUCCCGCCUUGCUCGAAAGUUGUGGAUUCUAGACAAGGCCGGUUGAGUUGUCAACUUCGCAGUCGCCGAAGCGCCCCCAAAUAGUGUAGAGAGCUUGCUGAUAGGACUCCGAAAGACGGAGCACGGGAGUGUCCAUCGCACGUACAGAGUACUCCGUAUGUAUCAUAAUUAUUAUGCCCUCCGUACUUUGUAACUGUGGAGAACAUUUGCAGUUACUCCAGAGCCCAGAGAAAGUCGCUCAGCCAUACGGAGUACAUAUACAGAGUUCAACCCCGUACUUAUGAUCGAUCCGUCCCCAAAAUCCCUCUCAAUUAACUCGCGGGCCCGUGCUUUAAAAUUGCUUUUGCAACUUUGAAGUGAAAGUUUUCUAGGGGCAUUUGGAUGUUGACGGGCGCCGUUGCAAGGACACAAACCCCUUUGGUAAUGUCGUUCCUGAGGAAGUUAUCCUACAAAUGUAAACAAAGUCAUCUCGAGGAAUAUCAUGUAUUCGAGAAAGGGCACGGAGAAUCCGGGAGCCGUCGAUCACUUUCAUUCAUGGUUCUUCAUCAAAAGCAAACAUGGCCACUUUCCCGCCGCUGACUUGAAACAAGCCAGUUUGCAAGGCCUUCCUGUCAAUGAGCAAUGCUUGGCAAAGCGGACGACGCGCGUUUCUUCGUGCCGCCCAUUUCCCUGUGCUGUCUUAGCGCCGAAUCCGGUGUGGAUUGGGAAUGGAGAUGCGUCCCACAUCGCCUGGCCUCCCAAGCCGAAAGGCGACUUGCCUCGCGGUCUCGUGCUCCAUCUGGCCUGGCUCGAUGGAUGAUAAAAAGGGGUUGGUGCCCCUUUUCGGCACUGGUUUGCUGCUAGAGAGGAAUGGUUGUUAUCUGGCGGCUGUUCUCACCGAAUGUGUUCGGAGCCCGAGUCUUGACUCUCGAGGAAACGACCGUAUGGACCGAAAGUGAGCACAGCGCUUCGACACACGCGAUCUCCUGUAUCCACUCAAGUUUGGAGCAACUGUCGAUCGUUCUCCAUGUCUGUAAUGCGGUCGGUCCUCUUGAACUGCAGAUUGGAGUCGAGGUAACAGAGCUGUGCCCAUUGGCAGAGAUUCGCCACACAUCUUCGAAGCACAGAUGCAUCGACCUGUGGCGGCCGGAUCGCUCGGAGACUUUGUUUAACAUCCAUGACGAUGCAUAACUAGUCUUAGCUCGUCGACGACGAAAAUU